Molecule: messenger RNA, 2098 nt
Organism: Cyprinodon variegatus (sheepshead minnow)
Lineage: Eukaryota; Metazoa; Chordata; Actinopteri; Cyprinodontiformes; Cyprinodontidae
Product: double-strand-break repair protein rad21 homolog
Exons: 14
Coding region: 183-2093 (636 amino acids)
Biological process (GO): replication-born double-strand break repair via sister chromatid exchange; mitotic sister chromatid cohesion; synaptonemal complex assembly
Cellular component (GO): cohesin complex; synaptonemal complex
Molecular function (GO): chromatin binding; protein binding
Source: RefSeq, a predicted model, not a curated record
AUUUUAAAAGGACAGCGCUGAGCGGGAGGAAGGCGGCUGGCGCCAUCUUGGCUGUUUUAAUGAGUACAACAGGGGAGAGCUCGCUGGGAGAAAUAACCUAAUCUUUGUGAUUUCACCCUAAGAGGGCACCUCUUGGUAAAUCACACCACAGUUGGCGUGCUUGAACCAGAGGAAUCGGGGCAAUGUUUUACGCCCACUUUGUCCUCAGCAAACGUGGGCCGCUGGCCAAGAUCUGGCUGGCGGCCCACUGGGACAAAAAGCUGACCAAGGCCCAUGUGUUUGAAUGCAACUUGGAGAGCAGUGUGGAGAGCAUCAUCUCACCAAAGGUGAAGAUGGCAUUGCGAACCUCUGGUCACCUUCUCCUUGGAGUGGUGCGAAUCUACCACAGAAAGGCCAAGUACCUGCUUGCUGACUGUAAUGAAGCCUUCAUCAAGAUCAAAAUGGCCUUCAGGCCCGGUGUUGUGGAUCUACCUGAGGAAAACAGGGAGGCUGCAUAUAAUGCCAUCACUCUUCCUGAGGAGUUCCAUGACUUUGAUCAGCCACUUCCUGAUUUGGAUGACAUCGAUGUGGCUCAGCAGUUCACUUUGAACCAGAGCAGAGUAGAAGAGAUCACCAUGAGGGAAGAUGUUGGAAACCUCAGCCUCAUUCCCGAUGACUUUGCCGACUUUGGGAUGGAUGACCGGGAGAUGAUGCGUGAUGCGAGCACAUUUGAAGAUGAUAUAAUGCAGGGAGCCACAGCCCCUAACCUGCUGCUGGAGGCCGAGCCGGGUCCAGCUAACCUCCCUGAUAAAUCCAACCAUAUGGAGUAUGACGACUUUGGUGAUGGCUCCAUGGGCAACAGUGAUGGUGGAAUGCUUGUUGACACGCUGCUGAGAGCUGAAGAUGGAGGCGGCAUCUUUGAUGAUCCUCCAGCAAUCACAGAAAGUGUCAUGAUGCCCCCAGAUCACGGCGACGAUGAGGAUGACUUUGACAACCUUCACUCUCCUGGUCCAGACAGUCCUGAUUCUGGCCCAGCUGAGCAGCUGCCAGCGAUGACUGACCAACCAGAACAGACCACCCUGGUUCCUAAUGAAGAGGAGGCUUUCGCCCUGGAGCCCAUCGACAUCACUGUGAAAGAGACCAAGGCAAAACGUAAGAGGAAGCUGAUUGUUGACAGUGUAAAGGAGUUGGACAGUAAGACCAUCAGAGCCCAGCUGUCUGACUACUCUGAUAUCGUGACCACCCUGGAUCUUGCUCCUCCUACUAAGAAGCUCAUGAUGUGGAAGGAAACGGGAGGAGUGGAGAAGCUUUUCUCUUUGCCUGCGCAGCCCCUCUGGAACGCCCGGUUACUCAAGAUGUUCACACGCUGCCUGACACCUCUGGUGCCAGACGAGCUGAGGAAACGCAGAAAGGGCGGCGAGGCGGACAGUCUGGAUGAGUUCCUCAAAGAGCUGGAGAACCCAGAGGUGCCAAGGGAGGAGAUCAUGACUCAGAACAGAGAUGUCAUUGACCAGACUAUCAUGGAGGAGCCAAGUAUACUGGCAGCCUCUGCUAUGGAAGGCAGCAGGACGGCUUUGGAUGAAACAGUGAUGCCUCCUCCAUCCACCCCCCGUGGUGUAAAACGCAAGCAGCCCAUGGACAAAGAGGGCCCCAUCCCUAUGACUCCCCUGGAGCAGCAGCAGCAGGUGGCUGACCGCUCAGACUUGUCACAGAGGCUAGACAUGCCUCAGGUUGAUCUGCCCCCAGAGGAGACCACUGUCAACCUCACUCAGCUUGUCCCUGAGCUCGACCUUCUCACCGACAAGGAAAAGGAUAAGAAGGAUGACAGCGAAGAAGAGGAGGAGGAGGGUCAAGCUGGAGAUCAGGAUCAAGAAGAGAAGAGAUGGAACAAGAGAACUCAACAGAUGCUUCACGGUCUGCAGCGUGUCAUGGCGAAGACUGGUGCCGAGUCAGUCAGUCUCCUCGACCUGUGCAGAAACAACAACAGGAAGCAGGCAGCCGCCAAGUUUUACAGUUUCCUUGUCCUCAAGAAGCAGCAAGCCAUCGAGGUCACUCAGUCGGAACCCUACAGCGACAUCAUCGCCACAGCAGGACCAAAAUUCCACCUCAUUUAGACAUU